Molecule: messenger RNA, 380 nt
Organism: Microbotryum saponariae
Lineage: Eukaryota; Fungi; Basidiomycota; Microbotryomycetes; Microbotryales; Microbotryaceae
Source: the annotation of a GenBank genome assembly
AUGUUGCCCUCGUUUCGAUCAGACGCCAAGGGCGACUACAAAUCGGCUCCAUCCGGUCGCCCGCAUCAACCUUUGUGUCUCACGCUUUGUUCCAACAUUGCCAUCGUUCCCACCCCUCUCGGUCAUCAGUAAGUCACGCUUUCCUCGCUGUGGCUAUCCGACAAGCAGCCCAAGGAGCCUGCUAACAUUCGGCAACACGACAUCCCUUGAUUCUUCUCACUUAGAACAACGUCUGUGUCGUCGUCGUCUUCUGCGUCGCCGUCAUCGUUGUUGGAUAUCAAGUCACGGGUUGGCAGGUCGCUGGGGAUGGAAGGAUAAGGACGGCACAACAGCUUAGAGAGCGGAUGGUGGGAUGCAAUACUCCCACGGCUUGGGUAUAA